UUUUAAAAAAGAGAGAGAAGAUAGAAAUACAAGUUUUAUACAAAAUCUUUGGAUUCUUAAGGAUUCCAACCAAUCCAUGAACAGUGGGUGACAAUUGUGUCAUCCAUGGAAACCAAACAGGGCCUACCCCAAAGCCCAGGGUUUCAGAGAGGCUGGAAAUUCAAACAUGAGUGAGGAUGGGAGGAAGCAGGCGAGUGGAACCACAGACUAAGGCUCAGGGCAAAAGGGCAGAUCAGGAGUGUGGCCUGGGGCAUCAGGGGUCCCUGCAGAGCACCCGCUGUCGCCUCUGUGUCUGUUAUGAGUUCUCUCAGUCACUCUGUCCCCUGGUGUCUUGGUAAUGCUGUGUCUCAGUCCCACCGCCUGAGCUGGGCUGUCCUAGGCAGGCCACUCCCCUUUAGACUGCCUCCAUCAUGUAGUUCCAGUCACAAUGGGACCGUCACCCUUCUGAUCCAUCCUGCUAGAUCUUCACCCUAGCAGAGGCUGCCACCAAAAUGGGUGCCUCAGCCUGUCUGCUAUUUCCAUUGCCUUCCAUCAGACCAGCCCCAUGUGCCUGAGCUGGAGAUACCAGGCUAGAGGCAGCUCUCAGCAGACAAGCUCCAUUCACUGAUCCAGCUUCCAUCCUCCCACACCCAAUGGGAGUCAGGUCCAUCACUACCCUUCACCCCACCCUGGAACAAUUUUUCAUGAUACCUAACAGGGUAAUCAUGUAACAGGCAAAUGUGUAAUUUAAGCAGGUAGUUUGGGAUCAAUUCAAAGGCAUAGCACCAUCUCUUCUAGCCACGAUGUAUAACGGACAUACGUGUAAUUGCUUCCAGUGCAUAUGCAAGAUAUUCACUGAGCAUGCCCUCUCUGCAAAAUAGAAGCCAACUGGCUUUCUGGCCUCACAGAAUCAUAGACCUAAAGGGACCUAGAGAUUUUCUAGGCCAAGGGUUACAAACCCAGAUGCCCCUACAGAGCUGGCAGGUCACCUCAGCAGGAUAGCAGGCCAGGUGUGAGGCACUAGGGUGGGGUGGAGCCUGUAGCCCUGGGGCAGUGCCCAGCUAAAGGAACACUUGACCCAGCAGGUAUUGCCAAGCACGUGGACCCAGGGUGCAAGAUCUUCAACUUUUCAAGGAAAGUCCAUACUCCAGAUGUUUAUGUGAAAUGUCACAAUUUUUCAAUGUUGCAACUAAUUCGGUUAGUUUUGCUUUUUUUUUUUUUUAAGUGCAUGGACCAAACCAAACCUGGCUCCAGGCCAGCCCUGCCCUCUCCUGUACAGACGAGGAGUGGAAGGGGGCAGCGUGGGCAGGCCAAGGAGCAAGUGAAGGGCAGGGCUCUGACCUCAGCAGGCUCCUAGGUCCCCACCAAGCUAAAGCCCUCACAGCUUGCUAUGAGUUAGAUGCAGUAGGUGACUGCAGAGCCCACUCUACAGAGGGCCCCAGCUCCCAGGAAGGGGAUCCCCAGGAGGAACCCUGUGCCACCACCAAGGCACGAGCUGCAGCCAGGCUGGGCGUAAAAAUUGGGGGUCCUUUCUUCCCUUACCCCACGGUGGAAUCCAAGUCUGGGAAAUUGCUAAGCCCGGACAGUCUUGCUGUGGCCCAUGUGUGUGCAAACAGCCUGGCCUGAGAAAUCAGAACCGCAUGGUGCUGACCUGCCCAAGGGGGCUUCCCACCCACCCCCUUGCCCACUGGACAGCCCUAAUGAGACAGCCUUUGCACAGGAAUGUGCACGUCCCAGGCUGGGACCCCAGGCCCCAACAGCCUUGUAAUUUGAUGAAUUGUCAACAUCUGGGCCAUAAUUACUGGGCCCUGGACCGAUAAUCCUGGUAAGCCCCCUCAUCCAGGGGCCCUGUUCUGGUGCAUUGGAGGGCUCCAUUCCCCAAGGGGAGCUGUCAGCAUUAAUUACAAACAGAAAACAAGAUAGUCACCCAGCUCCGGCCAGUCUGAGCAUUUACUCCUGUCUCCGUCUAAACACAACCAGUGUACUGAUUUACUUCAGUUCAAAAGAUACUCUUGCCAAUUGGGAGGGCUGAGCCAUAGCUGACAGGGAGAAACAGAACCAGCCAGCCCUGUGCAGAGGAAAUGGUUGACACAACUUCAUUGCCUCAGGGUUGCUCCGAAGCUUUGUUCCCUGAUGAACAUUGAGAAGCUCCAGUGAUGGAGUCGGCAUACUCCAUGGCCCAUACUUACUUCCCCAAGAAACCUCCCCUCUUUUGCCAUAGUUAAUAUUUCUCAUAAGAUGGCUCCAUGGAACCCUGCUUAGGAAAUAACCAAUAGGGUGACGGAGGGAGGGAGCAAACCCAUGAAGGUAAGAGAUGACAGCAGUGGCACAGCCUGGCGUCCCAUUGCCAGCCACUAGGAAGGCCACACAAAGGUCCCUCCCCAGCACUGCCCACCCGAGAGCCAGUGCAGACUCUACCUCUGUGUCCACUUCCCUGUAGGGUCUCAUGACUUGGGUUGGUCUGAAAGAGGAGACAAAGGAGACUAACCUGGGACCCAUGUUGAACUUGUCAUUUGAGAGAAGGAUAAGACCUCCAUUUUAUGGCUGAGGAAACCGAGGCUCUGGGCUGCUCGGGUCCCUGAGCGAGGCAAGGGGCAUGGGCCAGCACGGGGGCUCUGUCCUCCUGGCAUGCGAUUCAGCGCACCACAGGGUUUUGUUUGCUUCCACACAUCCGAAAGCAUCCUGGAGCUCAGCUGAUCUGCACCAGGGAGGAGUGAUUUAAAGCAGAACCCAGGCUUGUAAACAGCUGUGGGGCUCCGUGGAGGGCAGAAGGGGAUGAAAACCUCUGGUGAAUUCCACAGCUUUGAUCAGGCAGGGGAGGCAGCCGGCAGGAACCGAGCACCUCCAGGCAUAGUGCUGUGGCAUCUGACUCUCAGGAUCACCCAUUCUGUGGAAGCUGAGGCUCAGAGAGGGGAUCUGAACCCAGGGAAGGCCCAAGCCCUGCCCUCACUCCAUGGGCUGCCCAGUGUCGUUCCUUCCGCUCCUCUGGUAGGCGACCCAGGGGGAGGAGCAGCUGGAGCGGCUGAUGGUCGAGGAAGGGGAGGGCUGCCUUGGUGGAAUAAGACCCCAUGCCACCAAGGCCAUACCUCCACCCAGUCUGGGGCUCUGCUCGUCCAGAUGGCCUGGCUUCCCAGAACUAGCUUGUCAGCUGCUGGGGCACUCAGCCUAGACCUUGCCCUGCCUUGGUCCAGCCUGACUACUGUACCCACCCCAUGUUUGUCCUUGGCUCCCAUCUGACCAGCCCCUGACCCUUCCCUCCUCUCAGAGCACCCAGAGCCAGGCUUGGGCCUCCCUCCAACACAUGGAAACACCUGAUUCAUAGAUGGUCCACACAGCCUGCCAUCAGAGUUGCUUUGCUAAGACUCAGCCAGGCCCUGAGAUGAGAGAGUCCAGUGAGGCUGGGAACAUUGCCCUCCGGGAGACCCACAAGCAGGAUGAUGGCUCAGGCAAAUCUUGCAGGAAAGAAACCUAUUUCAUAGGGUGUAACCCCUUAUUUGACCAUAGUAUUCCCUUCCCCAGGCAAGCCUGUUACACCCUGCAAGACACUGUUCCUUGGACACCUGUUUGGGAAAGGCAGUAUGUAGAGGCAGGACCCGUCCUCUAAGGUUCACAGCCCAGGGCCCAACCUCCCCCAGGAUAAGAGGGGUCAGAAUCAUGCCCCAGAGCUAGGCAGGUCCAUCUGACUCCAAAGCCAGGUUGUUUCCCCCUCCACCCAACCCUUCUGUGAGUCCCCUCUUCAGUGACUCCCAGUCACCACUGGUCACCUGUCAGCCUCUCCAAGGGUCAGCUGUUUCCCCAGAGAGAGAAUUCAAGGGCCUGGGCACAGCCUUCUUGCCUAGGUGUCACCACAGGUGAGCCCAGAGCCACCUCCUCAGACUAAGGCCAUGGCUGUGGGUCAGCUCCACCCACAAGGCUGGGCCAGCACCCUCUGGUCUCUAAACAUUUGCACGUGGGCAUUCUGUGUUUGCCAAGGGAAUCUUCUUGGCAUCAUAUCUAGCCACAUACAGCUCCAAUCUUGGGUUCCCAGGGAAUUCGAGGUGACUUUCCUUCAGCCCUGCGAUGGGCGUUUCCAAGAUUGCUGCUCUUAAUGCCCCUUCUUGCCAUUAUUCAGAAACUACAGAUUUGAUUCAUGUUUUUAAAACUCCAAGACCUGGAGCAAGGGCUCUGUGAUCCCAAAUACAGGCAGGGCCCUGGGUGGGAAACUUGGUUUUCUGCCACUUACAGGGCUUCUCACAAACGAGAAAGUAGGGGACCAAGGCUGCACCAUCAAUGUGCCAUCGAGGACAGUCUUGGAGUUGGCAGAGGGGAGCAUCCUGCCUGGAAGGCAGGAUUCACUCUCAGGAAGGGGCAGCUGAGGUCUAACGCUCUCAGAGACAGCUGGUGGCACUGAUUUUUUCCCCUCUGGAGUCAAAGCCAAGGCAACAUCCCCAGGCUCCCUUCUGCAGUGGACACUUCUAGAAAAGCAGGGCACCAUGGCGCUGCAUGCUUCACAUCAGCUGGAACUGGCCCUGGCAGAGGGUCAAAGUGAAAGAGGGUCCAGGGAGCCCUUGCCCAGGGAGGGUCUGCUCAGUGAGGGAGACAGAUGUACCAGGAAUCCUGGAAAGAAGGCAAAGCCUAUGAACCUUCUCCCUAGGUUCCCUGGACAGCCAUCUGUCACCCCCACUACCCUGUGCUGCAGAAGAGGGAGCACUCCAUAGAGAGUGGAACCUAUUUCAAGCCCUUGGACAAUCCCACUGACUCAGCUUCUUCAUCUGCAGGAGGGGGCAUGGCACCUGUCUCCCAGGGCUGUGGCAAGGGCAAACCCUGUGAGGGAUGCAGAGUCAAGUCCAAAGCAAACCCUGCUCUGGCCUUUAUCAGGGACACCUUGGACUCAUCACACUGUCCAGUUCCAAGGCCUGCUCAUGUCGCAGCUGCUGCUGGUGACUUAGCAGUGAGGCCUGCUGUGUUCUCCCUCCUGACAUAUGAAGAAAAGAGCUUUAUUUAGUUCUAAGCUGCACCUUAGUCUCCUUUUUUGUUUGUUUUGUUUUGUUUCUUGUGAUGAGGACUUUUAAGAUCUACUCUCUUAGCAACUUUCAAGUAUACAAUACAGUAGUGUAAACUAGAGUCCUCAUUGCUGUACAUUACAUCCCUAGAACUCUUGUAACUAGAAUGUUGUACCUUUUGACCCCUUCAUCCAUUUCACCCACACCCACACCCACACCCAUGCCCCCUUCCUUCUGGCAACCUCUAAUCUGUUCUCUGUAUCUAGGAGCGUGGGUUUUUUUGCUGUUGUUUUGUUUUAGAUUCCACAUAUAAGUGAGAUCAUGUGGUAUUUGUCUUUCUCUGCCUGACAUUUUUACUUAGCAUAAUGCACCUCAAGUUCCAUCCAUGUUGUUGCAAAAGGCAAGAUUUCAUUCUUUUUUAUGGCUGAAUAGUAUUCCAGUGUGUGUGUGUGUGUGUAUACCACAUCUUCUUUAUCCAUUCAUCCAUCGAUGGACACUUAGGUUGUUUCUAUGUCUUGGCUAUUGUAAAUAAUGCUACAGUGGGGGUACAGAUAUCUUUUCAAAUUACUGUUUUCAUUUUCUUUGAAUAAAUACCCUGAAGUGGAAUUGCUAGAUCAUAAGGUGGCUUUAUUAUUUGAGGAACCUCCAUACUGUUUUCCAUAGUGGCUGCACAAUUUACAUUCCCACCAGUAGCACACAGGGCUUCCUUUUUCUCCACAUCCUCACCAACACUUGUUACUUCUUGAAAAGGAAGGAGCUUUACUUAGUUCUAAACUGCAUCUUAGUUUCUUUUUAAUUUCCAUCUGCAUUAUGGCUUUUUUUAAUCCAUGCAGAAUAGAGAGGGGCAAAGUUUGCACUGUGUUUGGGCUCAGGUCAGCAGGAUGGACAGACACAUGCAGGGCCUGGGCACAGAGUCUGCAGUGGCAACCACACUGGACAAGGUGACUGGGGGCCCGUGGACAGGCGAGAUCCAGUGGGCAAUGGGACAGAGCAGGGAAGGUUUGAACAGAAGCAUGCAAGGGCAGACAAGAGGGGAGAGUGGCCAGAGGCCAGGCAAGACCACUGCCGUGGCUUGAGUGUAGUGUGGACACAGAACUGAAGUGCCUGCCGUGUCGGCUCCAGCCCCCACUUCUUCUGGCUGCAUGGCCUGGGGCAAGGCCUUCCCCUCACUGGGCCUCAGUUUCCUCCUCUGUAAGAUGGGUAUGAUAACACCUUCCUUACACAGGGCUUCUGUUGUGAUUCAGGCAGAGUGUGGAGGCCACCAAUAGCCCCCAGAAGAGACCCAGGAUGGGACUGGGCCCUCUGUGUUAUGGCAGCUGAGAGGGCUAGGGUGAGGGGUCCCCCAUAGAGAUGCCCAGAGGGACAUGGCCCUGAGGAGGCCUAGCAGGGCCUGAGCAUGGAGGGGUAGAUGAGGGGCAGGACCUACUUUUAGAGGACUGCUAAAGGGAAAAGGCUUUUCAUAUGGAUCCAGGUCAGGGCAGCCAGGAGCUGGCCCAAGGAGACAGGCCAGCUAGGACAGCUUCUGAUGAGCUGCAGAUGGCGGGGACCGAAACUGCACCUGACCAGGAGCCCCCAGAGCCUGGGCCCCCAAGACCUUGGAAUGGCCCCACUCCCCCUCUCCUGGGACCCCAGCUGCCCCCAGGCCAUCACCCUGACAUCCAGACCCUCAACUAAAUGUGAAGGGAAUGGCCAGAAGCACUUAGGAGACCAAUUUUCAGAAUUGCCCUGGUUUCCUGCCUGGAGUGAGGCCCUUGAGUGAGGGCACCAAGGAGCAGUCACUCUCACAGCAUCUGGGGAAUCUGCAGAUGGCUGUCGGCCAGGGCAGUCUGGAGCCCCAGCCAGGGAAACUGGCUGUUUACCACUGGAACCAGCAGGCAGGUGGACCCAGUCCAUGGCGCCCCCAUUGGGUUCCUCUACACCUCCACAAGGGUAUAGAAGAAUCCAGUGAGGCUUUGUCAGGUGGGUGGACAGUGGGAGCUUUUGGGCAGUGGUCACCAGCCGUCUGAAGAUACCACAAAACCCCCAGACCACUGAGAGGCCCCAGCUCUCUAGACCCACCCUUGUAUUAUUUGACUUUUGCCUUCAAAGACCACAGCAGUGCAGGGAGCUGAAAGAGCUUUCAAGACUCUUCUUGUUAUGUCUUAGUUCAGGCUACUCUAAGAAAGUACCAUAGACUGCAUGGCUUAUAAACCACAGAAAUCUAUCUCUUCAGUUCUGGAUGCUGGGAAGUGUGAGAUCAGAGUGCCAGCACAGUCGGGUUCUGGUGAGGGCCCUCUUCUGGGUUGCAGACUUUCAACUUCUCACUGUGUUCUCACAUGGUGGGGAGAGAGGGCUAGAGAGCUCUCUGGGGUCCUUUUUAUAAGGGCACUAAUCUCAUUCAUGAAGGCUCCACCUUCAUGACCUAAUCACUUCCCAAAAGCCCCACCUCCACAUACUAUCCCAUUGGGGGUUAGGUUUCAACAUAUGAAUUUGGGGGGGACACAUUCAGUCCCUAACAAGUUACAAGUGACAGAAACUCAAUUCAAACUGGCUUAAGGAAAGAAAUGUAUUCGCUGACAAACAAAGAAGUAUGCAGAGGUAGUUUCAGCUUCAGGCCCUUUGCGUGCCUUUCUCUCUGUCUCUCAGCUCUGCCUUUCUCUCUGUUGGCUCUUUCUCAAGCCAUGUGGUGCCCCCAGGAGCUCCAGGAUUAGCCCCAUCAGGAGAAAAGAAUCCUUUUACUUCUAAAGCUCCACCAUUCAAAGUCCCAGGCAUGACACUCAUACCUGAACUACUCACCCUGGCCGAGGGAAUAUGGUCACAUGUCCAAACCCUAUGGGGUGGAUGGGGGUGGCUUUGGAGAAGAAACGGGCUCUGUUAUCAGAGGAGGGGAUUCUGGGCAACAAACAGCACAGAGAUGCCCCCACCCUGAGUCCACGUGAAAUGUACCCAAGACCAUGGGCUCAGGGCAGGCUUUGGUCUCUUGUCACUCAAUUGUGCCUCUGGGUCGUAAAACACAGAAGAAAUGCCUUUCCUGUGUGUAACCUCUGUGCUCUCUCACUCUCUCUCUCACUCUCUCUCUCUCUCUCUCUCUUUCUCGUUUUCCAGGGACCACUGGGUCUGGAUGGCAAGCCCGGACUUCCAGGCCCCAAAGGAGAAAAGGGUGCACCAGGAGACUUUGGCCCCCAGGGAGAUCAAGGGCAAGAUGGAGCUGCUGGGCCUCCAGGGCCCCCAGGACCCCCUGGGGCCCGGGGCCCUCCUGGCGACACUGGGAAAGAUGGCCCCAGGGGAGCACCAGGCCCAGUGGGUGCCAAAGGAGAAGCUGGACAAGAUGGCGAGACGGGCCCGAGUGGACCCCCAGGGCCCAAGGGGGAUGAUGGGACACCAGGCCAGCCAGGGCUCCCAGGACCCUCAGGGCCCAAGGGGGAGCCCGGCCAGCCAGGCGCCGAUGGAGCCACAGGGCCGCGGGGUGCCCCAGGCCUCAAGGGUGAGCAAGGAGACACGGUGGUAAUUGACUACGAUGGCAGGAUCUUGGAUGCCCUUAUGGGUCCUCCUGGGCCACAGGGGCCCCCCGGGCCACCAGGGAUCCCUGGAGCCAAGGGCGAACUCGGAUUGCCUGGUGCUCCAGGAAUCGAUGGAGAGAAGGGUCCCAAAGGACAGAAAGGAGACCCAGGAGAAGCCGGGCCGAUAGGACCCAAAGGGGAAGCAGGAGAGAUGGGCCUGUCAGGCCUCCCGGGUGCCGACGGCCCCAAGGGGGAGAAGGGAGAUCCGGCAUCUGACAACCUACAGGAGAGCCUGGCCCAGAUCAUAGUGGAACCAGGGCCCCCAGGCCCCCCUGGUCCCCCAGGCCCCAUGGGCCUUCAGGGAAUCCAGGGUCCCAAGGGCUUGGACGGAGCAAAGGGAGAGAAGGGCAUGUCGGGUGAGAGAGGAUCCAGUGGCCUGCCUGGGCCAGCUGGCCCACCAGGCCUUAUUGGGCUGCCAGGAACCAAAGGAGAGAAGGGCCGACCCGGGGAGCCAGGACUAGAUGGUUUCCCUGGACCUCGAGGAGAGAAAGGCGACCGGAGCGAGCGUGGAGAGAAGGGGGAGCGCGGUGUCCCCGGUCGGAAAGGAAUGAAAGGCCAGAAGGGCGAGCCGGGACCCCCAGGCCUGGACCAGCCAUGUCCAGUGGGCCCUGAUGGGCUGCCCGUGCCUGGCUGCUGGCAUAAGUGACCCCAAGCACGCAUCUCACAACCUGUACAGAUCCGUGUGGACAUUUUUAAUUUUUGUAAAAACAAAACAGUAAUAUAUUGAUCUUUUUUCACGGGAUGCACCACCAUACCUGUGGCCUUUUGACAUUUGAGAGUGUGCCCAGCCCAGCCCCAGAAUGAUCAGCACGUGAAGCUGCCAGGAAAGUGGACAGGCCCAUUGGGGGCAAUGUGUACUUGAGGGGCACCCUCAGGACUUGGCUUUCCCGGGAAGGAGAUGAAGGUGAAAGUGCCUGGCUCAGGAGAGGCUGCAAAGAUGUCAGGUUGGGCCUUCAGUCACCUGAUGAGCAGAGACUCUGGCUGUCCCGCUGCCCUGCAAGAGCCUGCCCUCUGAAGCUCUGGAGCCCAGGAUCCACACCAUCCAAAAAGGCUCAGGGCAUGAAUGGCAAAUGCAGCUGCUCCUGGCCUCUCUGGCCUCUGCACUCAGCCACAGCCAGCUGACAGGACUCCCACCCACCACUUGUAGCUGGACACGGGGAGCUGUGGGAAGCACCCUAAGGGGUUGAGCCCCCGCCAAGUUCCGUGGGCCUCAGGAACCAGCCUGCCUUCCGUGAGAACAAGUGUCCUCUGGCCGGGAGUGGAGGCCAAGCACUGUGAUAACUACCACAUGGACCCAGCAGCAGGGAGCCCUAUGAUCCCCAAAUGUGGAGGUCCCAGGCUGGAAUGUCUGUUGUUCUUGUCUCUCCACCACCCACAGCAGGGACCUGAUGGGACUUUGCCAGCCUGAGGAGAUGGACCCCAAGCUCAGAGUUGGCGUCUCACCGACCCCAAGGCUUCCACCCAGGGGAACUCUGGUCAGCCUGCCAAAAAUGAGUCCUCCGAGUGAGCUAUGCAAAUGAAGAGAGCCUCGGGGCUGCUUCCAGGCCUGCCUAAGUAGGGCACCUAUGCCCUGAGCCAGUGAUGCUCUGAGAAGAGGCUUCCCCACCUCUGACAAGGGUUCCCGGCCACCAGCUCCAGCCCAACCACUUGCCUACCCCCUCUGUGUAGAUGGAAAUUGUUGCGUGAAAUAAACAACAAAUGUGUGUCUUGGGUAUGCCUGUCCUUGCAGACUGCCCCUAGCACCAUACCUAGGUGAGGUUUCAGCCUGGCUUUUGCUGGGUGGGGAGGGAUAAGGGAACUCUCCUUGGGCCAGAGCCACCCCAGAAACCAGAGGAAGUAGUUCAGGCUCACAGCAAAGAUGGGGUUUAGAGUUAGGAAGACACAGACUCAAGGCCUAGCCCUGCUACAUACCGGCUGAGCCUUCUGUGCAGUCACCCAUGUCAGUGAGCCCCUGUGUUUCCUCUGAACUCAUGACCCAUGACUGCUGCAUAACAAAUCACCCUAAAAUUUGUUGCCUUAAAACAAUGAUCCUUGGAACCUAGAAAAAUGGUACAGAUGAACCAGUUUGCAGGGCAGAAAUAGAGACACAGCUGUAGAGAACAAACGUA
Molecule: messenger RNA, 10608 nt
Organism: Orcinus orca (killer whale)
Lineage: Eukaryota; Metazoa; Chordata; Mammalia; Artiodactyla; Delphinidae
Gene: COL23A1
Product: collagen type XXIII alpha 1 chain
Exons: 22
Coding region: 7752-9146 (464 amino acids)
Source: RefSeq, a predicted model, not a curated record